AUGCUUAAAGGGAUAUUUAAUAAUAUAUUUUUCCAGAGAGGGGGAAGAGAGGAAAGUGGAACAGAGUAUAAUCAUAUAGAUACAUUUGAUAAAACUACGAUAUCGAUACCUUCGUGUUCAGAAAAAACUAUUAGCAAUAAGAACAAAAAAAUAUCGAAUAUUCAAAAGGAUAAUAAAGAAAUUAAUGACAAGUCAUCAUCUUCAUCACAACAAAAAAAACGACGACCUGAAAUUGAAGAUGCAGUUAAAUUUCCAUAUUUCUCUCCUAGUAAAUGGGUUGAAAUAACAACGGAAGAAGAUUUGAAAAAAUCAUACGAUGAAAUUGUAAUAGCAUGGCGAAAGGAUGGAUCGGUGGCUUUAUAUGUGCCAAGAGAAGCGAUGAGAAUACGAGCGGUGAAAAAAUUUAGAAAUGGACGGGAUAAAUUUACUGAGUUAUUAAAACGUAUGAUAAUGUUCUGCGGUAACGACUGCUAUUCGGAUAACGAAUCAAUAAUCGUCAACACAGAAGAAUUAGGCACAACAUCGACUACUGUGAGAAAUUCAACAGUCUCUUCGAUAAUACCAACAGACGAAGAAAGACAACUGCUUCUUGCUUCAUCAUCAUAUUC
Molecule: messenger RNA, 608 nt
Organism: Ambispora leptoticha
Lineage: Eukaryota; Fungi; Glomeromycota; Glomeromycetes; Archaeosporales; Ambisporaceae
Source: the annotation of a GenBank genome assembly